CAGACCUCGCACUAGCAGACCGCGCGGGUAUUAAAAAUUCAAAAUGUCCGCCACAAAAACACACACCCGUCUAAACAGAUGUGAGGACUCCCUGUGCGACAACGAGAGGUUGUGUGUGAGUGUCAGCGGAUUUUCAAAACAGUAUUCUCUUGUGGACCUCUCGUGACGCCCUCUCUGAGGAUACCCACUAGUUGACUGGUAUACAGCCGUUUUCUCUUACCUGUCGGCGCAAAAGGUUGUUCUUCUGUAAACAGCACAAUGGAAAUUAGUGAACUUAAGGUCAACAGCAAAGUGCUUACUGGUGACAUUACAGAUCCAACAAGCUGGAUUAAAAAGACUGGAGCAAGAGCACAUAUGAGAGCUAUUGGUUUCAAGGAUGAAGAUUUUGUCAAACCACUGAUUACAGUAGCAUGUCCUUACAUCAAUGUAAUACCAUGCAACUUCCACUUCAGGGAGCUUGCAGAUUACGUAGUAAAUGCCGUUGAAGAACAAGGAGGUAAAGCUGUUUUGUGCUGCACACCUGUGAUAAGUGACGCAAUGACCAUGGGAACUACUGGUAUGAAAUAUUCGUUAGUUUCGCGAGACUGGAUUGCUGACUGUAUUGAAAUAACUCAUGCUGGGUACACUGGGGAUGGCAUGAUCUGCCUUGCCGGCUGUGACAAGACAAUACCUGGUGUAACAAUGGCUUUACCAAGACUCAAUGCAUGUGGUGUGGUGAUUUAUGGUGGAACAAUGCUUCCUGGCUGUGGAAAGAAACAUACAAAUUUGAGUGCAGGGAGCCCAUUUGAGGCAUUGGGUUCCUAUAGCACAGGUCUAAUGGACAUUGAAGAUUUGAAGGAUAUUGAGUGCCAUGCAAUACCUGGUGCUGGAGCAUGUGGUGGGAUGUUUACAGCAAACACCAUGUCAUCUGUGGUAGAAGCUCUUGGCUUGUCAUUACCAGGAAGUGCCUCUGGUGUUGCCGUAGAUACUGAAAACAAGGUUUGCUUUAGGAGCAAUUUUCAUUGCAAUGUGACAGACAAAAAGAAGAGUGAAGUAAAGGAGGCUGUUAAAGCAUUGUUUUCAUUAAUGAAAUCAGGAAAAACUGCAAAGAAUAUUUUGACUCGUAAGGCUUUUGAGAAUGCUGUAACAGUCAUGUAUGCAUUAGGUGGAUCAACUAAUGGAGUUCUGCACUUGUUGGCUCUUGCUCACGAAUCUGAUGUAGAAUUUUCCAUUGACGAUUUCAACACAAUUGGAGGGAAAGUUCCACUGAUUGCUAAUGUCAAACCACAUGGCAAGUAUCAGAUGGCUGAUUUGGACAAGAUUGGGGGUCUCCCGAUUGUGUUGAAGGAACUUAUAGAGAAUGGCUUCCUCCAUGGAGACCAAGUGACAGUUAAUGGGAAAACUAUGGCUGAGAAUCUUAGUGAAGUGCCAAGACUCCCUGAAUUGGCAAAACAAGAUAUUGUUUAUCCAGUAUCGUCUUCUGUGGCACCUGCUGGCAGGCACAUCUUGAUUUUGAAGGGGAACUUGGCUCCAGCGAGUGCUGUUCUCAAGUUAAGCGGAAAGGAUAUAUCUGGAGCGUUUCGUGGACCGGCAGUAAUAUUUGACGGAGAGGAGCGAGCAUUUCAGAGUGUCAUGAAUGGAAAGAUUAAAGCUGGAGAUGUGCUUGUUAUUCGGUAUGAAGGACCACGAGGGAGCCCAGGGAUGCCAGAAAUGUUGGUACCCAGUGGCGCCCUGGUUGGAGCAGGCCUGGGGAAGGAAGUGGCCUUAGUAACAGAUGGAAGAUUCAGCGGUGCUUCUCAUGGCAUCAUGAUAGGUCACGUGUCACCUGAAGCUCAAGUUGGGGGUCCAAUAGGACUGAUAGAGGAUGGUGAUAUUAUCGUUAUUGACCCGAAGACUGCUACCCUGCAUGUGGAGCUUACAGAUGAAGUGUUAAGCGAGCGGAAGUCAAAAUGGCAACCACCCCCAAGGAGGCUGACGGGAUUACUUAAAAAGUACUCUAAAGUAGUUUCCAGCGCCCAUGUAGGAGCGGUUACCUAUUAACUGACAACAUACGGGACAUUGUGAUUGAGUUCUCCAAAAGAUACAAGGGUUACUUUUCUCAGUGAAAGCAUCGCUUCCGUCCGGUUUGACGCUGGGAGAAAUAACUUGAUUUCAAAGAAUAGUACGAGGCGAAUCGUAGCAAAAACGGGAUUCUUAACAAUGGCGAGGAUAAAAAUCGAUGGAUAAUUUACACUUUAUGAACAAUGAGCUUGGCUGUGAUUUCUUUGAAAGUUGUGUAAAUCAAAUUGUGGAGUAUUUUCUAUCGAAUCCUUUCUAUCAUUUUAGUUUCAUGGUGUUCCAAUAACCUCAGUUCUGGUGGAUUGGUCAUCAUUUGAUGAAAUGACCUCGUAAUGACUUCUUAGUGACGUAAUAAUAACUUGACUGACACAUUUCAAUGUAAUCUCACUCGUAGUCACUCGUGGUCAGUCGUGAGUACUUUUAGACCCUAUCAACGUAACCUACACAGUCCUCCAGAUGGCAAUUUACUGAAACGUAUCGCGAGGUGGGAAUCUGACAAAAACCUAAGUCUAUUGAAUUUAGAAAUCUGUCCCAAAGAUAAUAAGUUCAUAUCAAUUCCUAACUGAAUGUAGAGAAUAUAGGUAUUCCGGCACACAGUUUAUAUA
Molecule: messenger RNA, 2642 nt
Organism: Orbicella faveolata
Lineage: Eukaryota; Metazoa; Cnidaria; Anthozoa; Scleractinia; Merulinidae
Biological process (GO): branched-chain amino acid biosynthetic process
Molecular function (GO): dihydroxy-acid dehydratase activity
Source: RefSeq, a predicted model, not a curated record